CAUCAUCAACUUCACCGAUCAAGUUCUCAAUCAAAGACAACAACAAUAGUCAGUCAAAUCAAACAUGUCACCUCAACCAGAAGAGGACUUGAACCCUCCCAUCUCACCGACUACAGAAAGAAAACAAGUUCGUAGAAGGAAGAAACUUCAUCCAAGGGAUCGAGCCGAUCAUAACGCGUCUCAUGAGCAAGGUGCUUCAAGCUUCAAUCCGAGCUCAUCACCUCAUUCUCCUGACGAUCAACCUACAUCUAUCCCACUUCCUUCAAACAUCUCAUUACCAAUCACUAUCGUUCAUCUCUUCGUUCCUCAUUCACUGUCUCAUUUAUCUCCGACCGAGGCUACAACAUCUACGAUCACUUUUUCGCAUAAAUCUCAAUCUAAUUCCGAAGUCUUGAAGACUACUCCACUCUUUAGCUAUCUGGAAGGAACUGUAGACCCGUCAAACUCUCUGGCGCGUUCGGAUUCAAAUUCUAGUCUGGGUACACCCUCAAAGGGCAAAAAUCGAGCUCUUGAGAGCAAUCCACGCGUCUCUGACUCUUUCGAUCAGGACUCAGGCCCUGCUCUAUCAAUCUACGAGAGCCCGGUAAAGGGAGAGCUGGUGAAAUGGUGUAUCACUGAAGGCAUGGUACUGGAGCCAGAGGCCGGAUGGCACACUAAACCUCUACUGUUGAUCAAGGAGCCGUGUACACAUGCAGUUCAAUGGCAAGGGCAAUGUGCUAUCUGUGGUCGUGAUCUGACGAUUUCGGAUUACACCGGGAUUUCAGAAACCUCAAGAGCUAGUAUUCCAAUGUCACAUGGACCUUCUACUUUAACCGUAUCUAUCUCCGAAGCUCGGAGGCUUGAAUCUGAAACACGAAGUCGUUUACUGAAGGAUACUAAACUAUCAUUGAUUGUCGAUCUCGAUCAAACCAUCGUUCAUGCCACUGUUGAUCCUACAGUAGGUGAAUGGAUACCUGGUUUGUCCGAGUUCUUACGCACUCUGGCUGAGAAAUAUGAAAUGCACGUAUAUACUAUGGGAACGAGGGCAUAUGCGGAUGCCGUUUGUCGUAUCAUUGAUCCCACAAGUGAACUGUUUGGCAGUAGGGUACUAAGUCGAGAUGAAAGUGGAAGUAUGACGCAAAAAUCUCUGACGAGACUUUUUCCUGUCGAUACCAGUAUGGUAGUCAUCAUCGAUGAUCGGGGUGAUGUCUGGGAAUACAGCCCUAAUCUAGUAUCGGUCGUACCAUACAACUUCUUUAUAGGAAUCGGUGACAUCAAUGGAGCUUUCUUGCCUCCAGCUCGUCAACUUCCGUCAUCAUCCCUAGACACCACUAGCACUGACUCGACCCAAGCCUCUAAGCCUGAUGCUAGUAUUGUAUCUACACCUCAGAUGACUCUUACAGAUCCUUCUGGGACAUCUGAUACAAUUCUCACCUCAAGCGAGACUGAAACACCUCGAUCUACAACUCCGACGUUUUCCUCUUCUGCUGAUGUCAAUUCAAUUCAAGUCUCUGAGACCUCUAUACCCACAACUAAGCCUGCGGUCACCGCUCCUACUCCGUCAGGAUCAGGAGCCAGCACAGAAGCUUCAGAUGCUCAAUCAAAGCUACUAGCUGAUCAAGUUUUAGGACGUCCUCUCAAGCAGAAACAAAUCGAUGUUUGGCCAAUGGAUGCGAUUCCAGACCAGCAAGACGCUUGGAAGCUUGCUGAACAGUUUGGUGCACAGUGUUAUACUAGACUCACGCCACGCGUCACUCAUCUUGUGGCUGCCAAGGCAAUCAAUAUAGCUCUAACCCGUCGAAAGGUUUCAGUUGUGAAACCUAAGUGGUUAUAUGAUGCAGUGACUUUAUGGCGACAUCCAAAUGAAGAAGAAUAUUUAUGGAAAAGACCAGAAGGAGAAGAAUGUGGACCAGAGUUAGAAAUUGAAGAUGAUAAUGAUGGAUGGGGAGCAGAAAUGAAAGAGUUCGAUUGGAAAGAUGCAGCAGAUGAAGUGAUGGCUGCAAUGGAAGAAUCAUCAGAAGAAGAUGAAGUGGUGAAAAGAGGUAGAAGAGAUGAAGAAGGAGAUUCACCACUUUCGAAACGACAAAGGUUAGCUAGAUCAAGGUCCUCGAAAUUAAGGGAGGUGGUGGUUGGAGUUGAAGAAGAAGAAGAUCAAGAUCAAGAUCAAGAUCAAGAGGAGAGGAGAGAGGACAGGGAAGGUGGAUCGAUUGAAUUAAGCCCGGAAGAAGAUGAUUUUCUGUCUGCUCUUGCGGCUGAAGUUGAAGGGGAGAUGGAUGAUCUAGGCGAUUUGACAUGAUCAAGAAUCAAAUGAACAAAGAUCAAGCAAUCAUCCAACCAUCAGUAACUUGGAUGAAUAAAAUUGGAAUGUUCUAUAUGUGGGAGUUUGUCUUUUUUCAUUGAAGGUUUUGUUUUUUGAGAGUGUGAGGAAGGUGACAAAUAAUUGUCGAUUUUACCUUUUGAAGUGGAUGGUUGGAAUAUUUUGAAUUUUGAUUGAAAUUGUAAUGAAUGUAUGCUUGCUUUGAUUAGGAUCUAUGAACCUUGGAUUUUUUUGACGAGUUGAAGAUCUGAAUACAGAGAAGAAAAAGAUGAAUGAUUUGGCUUCUUUGUUGAUUCUUGAACUUUUGACAUGAAACUUUACGUCUCUGAGGAUUAAGAUUGUUUUGGUCUUUUUCAGCAAUUUAUAUUUUCUUGACUUUGACUCCAUUCUAAUUGUUAUCUUUUUCAUCCUCACAUUUCUUUCUUUCAUCAUCUCUGUUGUUUACCAAAUGUCAAUCGACUUCAAGCUCAUGUCCACAAUCAUCAUUAUCUUCAGUUGGAAUACAAUUAUCACACUUGGAG
This is a messenger RNA of Melampsora larici-populina 98AG31, 2817 nucleotides long. RefSeq lists its product as uncharacterized. NCBI's taxonomy places the organism in Eukaryota, Fungi, Basidiomycota, Pucciniomycetes, Pucciniales, Melampsoraceae. Gene Ontology annotation, molecular function: RNA polymerase II CTD heptapeptide repeat phosphatase activity. Bases 65 to 2275 code for a protein of 736 amino acids. The transcript has 8 exons. The record is from RefSeq and is a predicted model, not a curated record.